AUGGCGAAAGCGGCCGUCGUGACCCUCCCUCUAUUUUCGCGAUCGUACCAUUUACAAGUGUACGCGCGCUCAGUCACAACUGGAAUGCUGUUCAGUAUUUCCCGUCCCAGGACUUCCCACGCUCCCAAGUCACUCCUUGCAACCUCUUACGUGCUUUCUCUGCUCUCUCGGCUGCCUCCUGAUCCUUGCGGUUUUGAUCAGCCGCCCAUUGGUCCUGCUCCCGUUGAUUGUUCAUUUCCCUCGCAGUCUGUUGCUGAUCAUGGACCCCAGUACCAGUAUACCCUCCAUGACUCGCAGACGACGCCGGGUAAUUGUAGUCGCUCACGGAUACAUUGCCUUACCCUGAUCUCCGGUGUUCUUGAACCCUACCUUGUUACAGCUGCGGUCCUGACGCGAGAGCUCGCCGUCUGCGCUUCGUCUUGCGCCGGACAGCGAACGACGAUAACUCGAUCUUCUUCGAGAAUCAUCUCGCACAGCGUUCUUGUCGACCGCUUCGGUGUAGAUGGCAUAAUCUCCCCCAGCAUGAUGGCACAAAUCCCUCUCGACGCUCGCCUCGAUUCGCCUCGACAUCGCGACGUUGCCUCUCGAAACUUCCAGCCAAACCCGAUGUCCCAAGCGCGAAGCCCCGAGCAGAGCGGCAUGUUGCCAGGGGGCUGCGGUAUUGAUGCCGAGCAUGCAUGCCGUCACGAUGCGCGAUUUUCGCCAGCUCGGUAUCGGCAGGCGAUCGGGCAGAAGAUCCACGCGGAUCCAAAAUGA
Filobasidium floriforme is the source of this 756-nucleotide messenger RNA. RefSeq lists its product as uncharacterized. Bases 1 to 756 code for a protein of 251 amino acids. The record is from RefSeq and is a predicted model, not a curated record. Lineage: Eukaryota; Fungi; Basidiomycota; Tremellomycetes; Filobasidiales; Filobasidiaceae. The transcript has 4 exons.